Messenger RNA from Plodia interpunctella (Indianmeal moth), 1869 nucleotides. RefSeq names its product zinc finger protein 431-like. Gene Ontology annotation, cellular component: nucleus. Bases 324 to 1778 code for a protein of 484 amino acids. Lineage: Eukaryota; Metazoa; Arthropoda; Insecta; Lepidoptera; Pyralidae. The transcript has 9 exons. The record is from RefSeq and is a predicted model, not a curated record. Gene Ontology annotation, biological process: regulation of DNA-templated transcription. Gene Ontology annotation, molecular function: RNA polymerase II cis-regulatory region sequence-specific DNA binding; zinc ion binding; DNA-binding transcription factor activity, RNA polymerase II-specific.
GAUUGAUGAAGGAAGGAAGAAAGGAAAUAUGUAGUACUAUAUAGAUACCUAGUGUAGUAAGUAUCUAUCUAGUGUAAGUUAACAACCUACCUAGGUACCCAAAGAGUAAAUUAAUAUAAGGGGGGAUAGGUCUGUACCUAAUCUAAGUUUACUGUUUAGCACAUUAGCAAAGCAACAGAAAAAAAAUCGUAAACAAGAAGUAUUGUUUAUUUUAUAUUUAUUGAUAUUUUUUCUGAUUAGAAUAUAGUCAUCUGUAUAAGCGAAAAAAUUUAUCUAUGAUUAUUUUUGCGUAGAUUGCAAUUAUUAUUUUUACGUAGGUACCUAUGUUUUUACUUACAAUGGAUAAAUGUAGGUUGUGCUUAAAAAGUAGUAAAAAAUUAAGGUCGGCAUUCGAAAAGGAAGAUGAUGUUAUAUAUAUUGAUAUGAUAACUUCGCUUUCAAAUACUAUAAAAAUAAAAAGAGAUGAUCAACUUACACAUCUGUGUUCUCAAUGCUGUCGAAAGCUUAUGGAGGCAUUUCAGUUCAAAAAUAUGAUAGAAAUGUCUAAUUUAAUAUUAUGUGAAGAUUCUAGUAUAAAAAGAAUUAAUUUCAACAGCUUGAAUGAGAUCAAAGUUAAACUUGAAAUUGACAUGAAGAAAGAAAUAUGUGAUAACAAUUAUAUUACUGAGGUAUUAGAUAAUUGUUUCAAUGAAAACUCGGGAUUCUUCUGGUUUAACAGUACUAUGAUAAAAAAAGUUGAAUCCAAAAUAUGUGCAGAUGAAGUAAUACCUCAAAAUAUGUGUGAUUAUGUUAAAACUGAACCAAAUGAUGAUGACUUGGAUCCAGAUGAUGUUAAUGAAAAUUAUGGCGGUAAUGAUGCUGAUGACGAGUAUUUACCCAAAUAUUUAUAUAAAAGAAAAGGGAAAGAAAACAGAAUAUCCAAAAAAGUGCAUAAAGGUUCAAAAGGAAAUGAAUCUUCAAGUGACACUCUAAAUAUUUUGAUAAAACCAGUACUUUUAAAAGAUGUUGCUAUUUAUCGCAAAAAAGUGGAGGGAAAUCCCAAAAAACGGUCAUCUAUAAUAAAAAAGCGUAUGUGCAAUUUCUGUGGAAAAAUGACGUCGUCAAUGAAAUCACAUAUAUUGAUACACACAGGGCAACGAACACAUAAAUGUGAUUUAUGUGAAAAGGCGUAUUACACUGAAGCACAACUAAGAUGUCAUAAAAAGAAGCACGGGAUGGAAAGAAAAUACAAAUGUGAUCAAUGCGUAGCUAAAUUUACAGACUCAGCUAUGUUGAAAAGACAUAUGAUAGUCCACAAUGAUGAAAAAUCAUUUGUUUGUCACCUUUGUAAUAAAGCAUUUAAAAGACAUGGAUCUUUGAAACGACACAUUAUACUUCAUAAUUCUGCAAACAAAACUAUCAAAUGUGACCUGUGUCACAUGAGUUUCUUUUCGAAUACUGGUCUAAAGCAUCACUUACGAGUGCACACUGGAGAAAGACCGUACAGAUGCGACAUUUGUUCACAAGGCUACAGCUAUAAACAUGACUUUAAUAGGCACUGUUUCAAAAAACAUGGCGUGUUCCUGAAACGGAGAAACGUUUACGUAAUGAACGAAGAGAUCCUUGUGAAGGAACGAGAGCUGAUGAGACUGUUGAUGCUGAGGCUGCACGGAGUGGUUCAGGGUGAAGACCCGUUCAAGGAGUUCGAGGGCCCUCAGGGGUACAAGGCGCUGGCACAGGCUAUCAACCUCAUAGAGAGUAAACAUCUACCCGUGGAUGUAAGUACAUUGACUUUGUGAUCAAAAAUACGGUCAUAACAAAUCGAGAAAUAUAUUUUGUCUCCAUCUAAAAUACUUAAAUGAAUUGUAAAUAAAAAAAAUCCGAAGACAC